Messenger RNA from Xyrauchen texanus (razorback sucker), 2005 nucleotides. RefSeq lists its product as uncharacterized. Bases 220 to 726 code for a protein of 168 amino acids. Gene Ontology annotation, cellular component: NURF complex; MLL1 complex. The record is from RefSeq and is a predicted model, not a curated record. NCBI's taxonomy places the organism in Eukaryota, Metazoa, Chordata, Actinopteri, Cypriniformes, Catostomidae. The transcript has 5 exons.
CAAUAACGAAUGUCUUCUGUCGUUUAAGACCAAUGCGCGCCUUUGAAUUAGGGUAAUUUCUGUGGCGCACUUCUGCACUGUUUAGUUCGAAUGUUUUUACUAUUUUGUCAUGAUGUAAAAGAUUGAAGAAGUAGUAACGCUGUAAUUUUAGGUACCCGAGUCAAGUCAGCACGCUCCUGACAUUUUUCAAGCGUUAUUUCUCAGUUGUUAAUCAAAACAAUGACUUCGGCCUCUACUAAGGUUGGCGAGAUCUUUUCUGCAGCUGGAGCUGCUUUCACAAAAUUAGGAGAGCUAACCAUGCAGCUGCAUCCUGUGGCAGAUGUCAGUCCGGCAGGGGCACAAACGAAAACUACAGUCAAGAGGAAGCUCUAUGAAGAUGGUGGCAUUCCUUUAUCCUCUGAUUCUACAAAGAAGAGUACCAAAAAAGUGCCCGUUUCUAUGGCUCCCCCUGCUCCACCUACAGUCAUCACCGUGCCAACAUCUCAGAUUAUGGUGACUGGGGGUUUACAGGGUUCAACCACAGUUUCAUCUAGCAUCAAGUCAUCUAAGACUGCAGAUGUAACUCUCAGCGCACUAAAUGACUCUGACGUAAACAGUGAUCUGGUAGAUAUUGAGGGGCUUGGUGAUAGUUCCACAUCUAAAAAGCUAAAUUUUGAUCAGGAUAGUCUGAAUCUCGACUCCAGCCUCAUCAUGAAUUCAAGUGACUUGCCUCUGUUAUCCCGUUGAAAUCCUCCAUCUCUUUUACUGAAACGUACCAUCUGCUAGAAAGGGAACUGAUCAUGUCACUUGAGUGGAGUUCAGCCCAACUAUACAAACUCUAAGUUCUUCACCUGGACAAAGACCACUUUCUUCUUUUCUUUUCCUUUUUUGACAAUAAAGGAACAUUUAUUUUUGAACACAAGGUUUUGAAAGAUGCUGUCAAAUACUGCUCAAUUCAUAUUACUGUUCUGGGAUCUAUGGUGGUGUAGCCCUUUGUAAAUAAAUUUUCAAUAGAAGCAUUAUUGUACAUAUUUUUCAACCACUAUCUCUAGAGAUUCAAUUGCCAGUACAAUGUUUUGGGUAAAACGUGUUGGGGGGCCCAAUGUUUUGUUUGAUGUACUGUUAACCAUUUGAAAUGCAGAUUUUGCUAUAGGUUAAAUUAUUUUCUAAUAAUUCGUGCAUUUAUAACAAAAGAUUGUAGCUAAAAAUGUCAAUCUAAGACAGGGUUUUACUCGAGAUAAUCCUCAGCCAGGUUGGUUAAAAAUUCUUUUUUUUUUUUUUUAAGAGCUGUGUGGCAGCUUUAGUAAGUUUUAUCUUUUUAAAAAAAAAAAAAUAUGUAUAUAUAUUUUUUUGUUUGUUUGUUUUUUUUUUGCAUUGGCUCGCCAUUCUCUGUUAGUGUGUAAAAGGAAGUUUUCUUAUGUUGAUGUAUUUUCUGAGAUUAGGGGGUUUUAUUAAUGUAAAUGUUUAAAAGUUAAGAUUAACAGAAUGUACAGUAUAUUUACAGUUCAUUUCACAAUUUCCUUAAUUACAUUUUUACCUAAAUGUUUCCAUGAACAUGAGUCUUACCCCAUGAAACUGUACCACAUGAAACUCUGCCAGUUAAGCCAUUUAUCUGAUAUCUUCAUAAUGCAUUGGAAAUUGCUGCCCGUCUUUCCCAUUGCUCAUUAUGGCCAAAAGUGCUACUGAUGAGCUAAUGAAACUAGCCAUGAAAUACAAUUAGACUGAAUGGCAGCUCUAAGCAGAUUGGUGAAGACAGCACACUUUGGGUUUUAACACAGACUGAAACCAAAUAACGGACAUUUUGUGUAAUGUAAAUAAACUUGAUUUAACUCAAAUAUGGCUUUGAUUGUUUUUUUAAUGUUUUUGCACAAAUAUUCUCAUACAAAUGACUGUGAAAGAAGAAAAUACUUUACAAUUUCUGUCAUCAACUACUAUCUAUCUUGGUAUGUCACUGCAAAGGUGAAUGCAGACAGAAUCUCAUUUCAGGACAGGUGGUGUCAUUUUGCUCCAAACACUAGAGCUGUAG